This is a messenger RNA of Nicotiana attenuata, 378 nucleotides long. RefSeq lists its product as uncharacterized. Bases 1 to 378 code for a protein of 125 amino acids. The record is from RefSeq and is a predicted model, not a curated record. Lineage: Eukaryota; Viridiplantae; Streptophyta; Magnoliopsida; Solanales; Solanaceae. The transcript has a single exon.
AUGUGUGAUUUAGGGGCUAGUAUAAAUUUGAUGCCAUCAUCUUUGUUCAAGCAACUCGGAUUGGGGGUCCUUAGACCGACUACAAUCACUUUACAGUUGGAAGAUAAGUCGCUAGUGAUGCCAGAAGUAAUUAUUGAGGAUGUGUUAGCUCGAGUGGCGAAGUUUAUUCUUCCUAUUGAUUUUAUUGUUCUUGAUUACAGGGCAGAUGAGGAAGUGCCCAUUAUUUUGGGGCGACCGUUCUUAGAUACUGGUGGAGCGAUUAUUGAUGUGAGGGAAGAGAAGUUGAAGAUGAGAGUUGAUGAUGAGGAAAUCACUUUUAAUGUGUAUAAGGCACUUAAGCUCCCUAAGCGUUAUGAAGACUUGUGCAUGAUUCUGUGA